UCAGUCUAAAGGAACGAGUCGCGGCAGUAUACGAGUCACGAAUAACUUUCCCCCCACUGAACGGGAUGCCCCGCCCAUGAGUGAUCUAACGCCGAUCAAACAUUCCAACGGCACGGAUGCGGAGGUGUAGUCGGAUGUUUCGUUUCUCCGGGUUGCAACGUGUCUAGAGAGACAGUGAAAGCUUAUCGUUAUAUUAAUAUAAUCGCAAUUGUCAAUCGAGAGCCCGCGUACAACGAAGGGAACAAACGCUGCAAAGAAGCGAGAGAAAAAGAGAGAAAGAGAGUGUUAACGUUGUGACAUGUCCAUUCUAGACGAGCGCGACGAGUACCUGAAGAAUCCGUACUUCAAGGAACACGAGUACGGCGACUACACACCGUUCUAUGCUACGGUGGCCUUCUGUGCCGUUCUGGGCGGCUUCCUGUUUAUCCUGAACAUCGUGUUCUGCUGGUGCUCGCGGCACCGGGAAUACUGGCAGGAUCGCAAUACUGGCAAUAGGUGGAUUCAGCCAAUGUGGACUGUAUUACCACAUAAGACGCCACCUCUUGAUCUGAGUGAGCUGGAGCCCGGACGCAUCAAGUAUCCUCUAGUGAGGCACGAGAUCAUCCAAUAUCACGAUCCGGAAUCCCACGGCAUCUCGCCACAUCCGCAAGAGUACCUGGAGAUGCAGAAACGCGAAAGUGAGAUCUGAAAAAUAUAAUCGGCGACCAAUUGACCAUCGUGGUAUCGGA
Odontomachus brunneus is the source of this 728-nucleotide messenger RNA. RefSeq lists its product as uncharacterized. Bases 299 to 688 code for a protein of 129 amino acids. NCBI's taxonomy places the organism in Eukaryota, Metazoa, Arthropoda, Insecta, Hymenoptera, Formicidae. The transcript has 3 exons. The record is from RefSeq and is a predicted model, not a curated record.